Messenger RNA from Sardina pilchardus (European sardine), 5285 nucleotides. RefSeq names its product BCL6 corepressor-like 1 (gene bcorl1). Gene Ontology annotation, biological process: negative regulation of transcription by RNA polymerase II. The record is from RefSeq and is a predicted model, not a curated record. Gene Ontology annotation, cellular component: nucleus. The transcript is spliced from 12 exons. The coding region runs from base 252 to 5027 and encodes 1591 amino acids. Gene Ontology annotation, molecular function: transcription corepressor activity; protein binding. Lineage: Eukaryota; Metazoa; Chordata; Actinopteri; Clupeiformes; Clupeidae.
AGAGGGAAGAUCGAGAGGAGAAACCCAAAUUUCAUACCGGAUUAAAUACACUUGAAAACCACACUCUUGCCUGUGCCGAAAGUCACAACUUCGAACUCCCCAUCUUGUAUUGGUGAUUCAAGCUCACUUGGAAAUCCAAAGGGAAUCCAUUUGGGGCGUAAGUGCCUGGCUCUACACGAAGAAGACCUUUCACUUCAGUUUGCACUUGAAGUCUGACCACCCUUGAGGAAUGCAGUGUUAAAAGAACGCAUAUGCAGGUGGAUCCCUCUCCAAUGAAUAUAGGGGAUGGAGGUACAGUGAGCCGAGAGAGCGGAGCUCCAUCCAGAGCAUCCGGGACCAUGGUGGGCAACCCCCCGCAGACACUUCCCCCUGAGCUCCGAGGAGACGUGCCGCACAGCCAGCAGGGAAAGCUGAGGACCGCCCCCGACUGCAAGACACCGGACGCGUGUUCGGAGGCCACUCACUCCAACUACUGCUCUGACGCCCUUCCCCCGUCCCAGAAGGGCCAUCAUACUCCGGUUCCGGGCUCCCCGGCCAUGAAUUCCACUUUACACGAGAGGGCGGAGUGCCACAAGGCCAAGGCCGACGGCAACGCUGGGGUCUACCCUGCUCUCCCGUGGACUGGCGGGAAAAAGGCUGCCGUGGAAGGCCCUGUGAAUGCAAGUCAUGGGGGAAUGGGCUUGAACAAGAAUAAGAACUGUGCUCCAGCCCCCUCGGUCAUUAGCCUCCCCCCAGGCUUCCAGUGUUCCACGCUGUUCCUCUCCUCCACCAACUUCACCUCCCCACUCUGUAAGAUCACCCUGCCUCCGGGCACCGGGCAGAUCGCUGCACUGAGAAAGGCCACGGCCAGCCAGUUCCAGAAGGUACCUGAGGGUGCCCAGCAAGCCCCUCAGAGCACCCAGAGCCCAGGCGUGGCUCCUCUGCUGCACACGUACCCAUACCACUUCCAAGCGGGGCGAGGCCCUGCGUCCGAAAAGAGACCCUCGACAAAGCUCCGAUGCGACGCGUCCAGCAGCAAAAACUCUAAGCUGGGGACAGAGCAAAAGACUCCCGCCGCCUCUGCCGUGUCCCCCAGCAUCACCGUCCCAAUUCAGCCCCAGCCGCCCUCUUCUGCACCCCCAACGCGCUUCACUAUCUCCCCCUCGGCUGCCAUCUGUUGCAGCCCUGCACUGGCCAAUGUUACCACUCCAAGUAAGUUACUGAACCUCAUGGACAAAGGUCCUGCCUACCGCAGUGCUGAUAAGACACCAUUAGCGUAUUUGAAACUGAAGUCUCCAUCCACCACAGAGGAGCACGCUGUCGGGUGCUCCGUCGAGGAGAGGGAUGUACCUCUGGAUCUGUCCUCCAAGUCCAAACGACAGAAGAGCCACGCCAGUGAACUCCAGAGCAACGCUGCACCUGCCACCGAGCAUCGCCCAAUCGAGGGUAAUCAAAAGAAUGUCCCAAAUACCCUGAAAAGGACCCAGGCCACUGGUUUUGGUUCAGCUCCAUAUUCCAUUUUGCCGGACACCCAGAGAAAUGGCUCUAAUCCAAAGCCCCCUUCAUCCAAGCUGUUCAACCAUCAAACACUUGAGCCAGCAACGUCCUGGUCCAAACAUUCAACCAUCAACACCAUACCCGGGACCUAUGUUGGUGUUGCUAGUCCAAUUCUAGCUUCAACUCUACGCAGCAAAGACGGUAAAGGGGCAGCUUUUGUGGAAGACCUCCAAAGUUUUGCUAAGCAGGAGACCAUCUCCAUUGUGGACCAAGGGGAGCAACUUUCUUCUCUUGGGAAGGAGCCGCCAUUUGCGGCGAAAAGCUCCCAGCACAGCAAAAGCGUUAAACUCCCAAACAGCACUAGCUCCGUUGGAGCACAGGCGUAUCCCUCCAAGGACACUCUCCCCUCGGGUCUGUCACCUCCGGCCAACUCGCACCUCCAUCGGAAGGGUGCCAGCGGCAAGGCCCCAAUCUCGUACCCUCCCGCUGGCAUCAAGCCGCUGUGGGAAAAACCUGCUGUGCUCCCUCAGGGGACCUCGGUCCAGCGAAAGGCCGUCCAGGGAAGUCCCAAAACCAAGGCGGCAGCUGGCUGUGAGGGAACCGUGUUCCACCCUCCUCCCAAGCUGGAGGACGAGAAGUGGGGGAAAAAUAAUAAGUCUCCUCUGUCGAACUUGGAGUCCAUAGUCAAGCAGAAGGCCCUGGAGACCACAGCUCUCACUGGUGAGACGUACUGUGGGCUGUCCUCUGUUGGAUCCCGGAGAACAGAGAUAACAAGCCCUCUCACAGGGUGCCAGAACUCUCCGCUGCAGCCGCCAGCCACUGUUGGAAUCCCACCUUUCCGACCAGUAGAGAGGAGGGACUCGAAGCCCGAGAGAACCUCCUUUACAGGGGAGCUAAUGCAAACCAGCAAACGCCCAGAGAAACUGCUAGCUGCAGGGCAGAGAGAGAACAGUACGGACAAGCGCGGGAAGUCGGAGGAGAGCAAGGCGAGCAAGGAAAGCGAAGCACCCAGCAAAAAAUCCUGGUCGAGCCAAUUGUCUAGUGGCGACAGCCAGGGCAGCAGGGAGGAGAUGGAGAAAGAUGUAGCUGAGAAAAGAACAGGAGAGAUUGAGAAAGAUGAGAAGUCAGCAGCCCAGAAGGAGCCCUCAUCACAAAUAAAGGUGGAGGGCAUGGCACUGUCCAUGCUCCAGGGUCAACCCGCUGCGGAGACAAAGGUGGAGAGGAGAACUAACGGCACCAAAGAAGCCUCCGCUUUCAGUGACAGAGGCACUGUGGGCAAACAGAGGAAGGCCAGUCCGAAAAAGGCAGGGAAGGAGAAAGCAACACCAGAGAGGCCGAAGAAAACCCCUACUAAGAGACCACUGGACAAGGACAGCCCUAAUGCAAAGCAAGGGAAUAUCCUCAAGAAGAGGAAGGUGCCGCCCGCAGUACCAGACCAGGGCCAGGAGAAGGAGGCGUCCACCCCACAGCCAGAGGAGGGAGCGAAGCGGCGGAAGGGGAAGACGGCUGACCCUACCUUGGCACCAGAGACCCCUGGACCAGCUUCCAGCAAAGCAGGUGCUGAGAGCACCCCUGCUACCGGUCCCAGGGGCCCCACAGAUAAUCAGGCAUCCCACAACAGCCCCAGCCGGCCGGGUAAGGAGGCGCCCACCUCCCUCGACACCCCCAGCUCCAGGCCGAGGAGGGGCAGACGCCGCUCGGAGGAGAUGCUACAAAGCGACUGGAGCUUUGCCGCCGCGUCUCCUCCCCCUCCUCCUCCCCCUCCACCACCCGCGGAACCCCCCACCGCCACACCUCCGCCCCAGGCGAGCACUCCCGUGGUCCCCGUGCGCAGACCCCGGGGCAGGCCGCGGCUCAACCCGUUGCCGGAGGAUGCCGAGCUGGGGAAGGCGAGGCCGCCGCCGCCGCCGCCACCGCCCCCCGAGGCCGAGACGCCCGCCAUGAAGAAACGACGGAGAUGCAGGAAUAGGAAGUACCAGAACGGGGAGUACAUCACGGACAAGCACAAGGCCACGGAUGGCGAGAGGGAAGAGCGGUACACCUCAACCAGACAGAGCGCUCGAGUGGGAACAGAUGCGAGGACUGGCAUGUACCCACGCCUCAGUGCCACACUGACCCGCCGAUCACCGAGCCCAGACCUCAGUCCCCGGAGACCUCUGUUCACGCGCUCCGGGUCCAUCCGCCGCCAGGACGGCCAGAGCCCCGCGGACUCCCCCGACAAGCCGGCGGGCAAGAGGAAGUUCAAGAGCAAGCAUUUAAUCACGGACUCCGAAGACCAGAAGAAGCUGAAGACCAAACGCGGAAGCCUGGGCAAGGACGAGGAGAGCCCUGUGGCCAAGAAGCCAGGGGGCCCUUUGGCCUCUCCCAAGGGGCUGCCCUCGCCGGUGCCCGUCAGGAAAGGCACCUCGGGGAGGGGAGGAGUGGCUCCUGAGUCGCCCCCAGGUCGCCCCGUUCCCCCCGAAGUCCGACGGCUGAUUGUCAAUAAAAACGCCGGGGAGACUUUGCUUCAAAGGGCUGCCCGCCUGGGGUACCAGGACGUGGUUCUGUACUGCCUGGAGAAAGACGCACAAGAGGUCAAUCGGCGUGACAACGCGGGCUACACGGCGCUCCACGAGGCGUGUGCCCGCGGCUGGACGCACAUCGUGCAGCUGCUCCUGGAGCACGGGGCCGACGUCAACUGCAGCGCACAGGACGGCACACGGCCGAUUCAUGAUGCGGUGGCGGCCGAUAACCUCCCUGCUGCGUGGAUUCUGCUCCACCACGGGGCUGACCCCACCCUGGCCACCUACUCUGGGCAGACUGUGGUCAAGCUGGCCCAGAGCCCAACGAUGAAGAGCUUUCUCAAAGAGUAUUUCACUGACUUGGAGGGCCGCGCAGACCAGGACCCCGGCCUUCCGUGGGAGUUCUACAGCAGCGCGGUGUUCGAAACGGACGGGGACCCGUGCUGGGACUUCCUGCUGUCCGGGCCUGAUGAGGACGACGGUGGGUCGGAGUCCGGCCGAGACAAGGAUUCGGACGCUGACUGCUUGCUGUUUGAGUUCUCCUCUGAGCCACUCUUGCCCUGUUACCAUGUACAAGUAGCACUGACACAAGGGUUCUGCAACUGGUUCCUGUUAUCCGACGUCCUGAAGCGGCUGAAGAUGUCGGCUCGGAUCUUCCGGGCACGCUACCCGCACUUGGAGGUGGCAAGCAUCCCCAAGGUGGAGCUGAAGAAGCAGGUGUCCAUCAGCCAGACCAACUCACCGCCCACGGAGCUGCACGCGGACGAGGAAGACGAGGAGAGGGAGGAGGAGAAGGAGGAGGAGCAGGAGGAGGAAGAGGAGGAAGGGGAUGAGACGGGCAUGCUGGUGGAUCUUGUGCGCUGCGUGCCUGAGCUACAAGGACUGUUAGGCUCCUCCAUCCAGCUCCUCCGAGCAGAUGACGAGGACGAUGAGGAGGAGGAGGACGAGGAUGAAAAGAAGAAGAAGAAGAAAAAGGAGAGGGAGAGAGCAGAGGAAGAGCGUGAGAGGAGGAAGAGGAGGAGUGACAGCACCAGACUGUGUAGCCGGUAGCUGUACCUCUCACCCCCCCCCCCCCCCCCCUCCCCCGUGCCCCAGCUGAACCCAAACCUGAACGGAAUCUAAACCUUUAACCCAAACCCUGCCAGAGCUCGACCUCACUCCCCAGGCUUCUCCAGAGAGCACUAGAUCAAAACGAACCUGUGACAGAAGUGCCGUCCGUUAUUGUGACCUUGGGAAAAGACGAGUUUAUCCCACGUCGGGUCAGGGUGUGUGUGUGUGCGUGUGUGUGUGUGUGUGUGUGUGUGCGUG